AUGUCUCUGAUGCCGUUGGGAGUGCUUUUCAAUCGAUCUGCUUCCAAGCAGCUGGAGCCACAGCUGGCCAUUUCUGAGCUUUUCUUGCUGCAGUAUGGCAUCUCGAUGAAGCCGGGCGACCAGGGGCAACCUGGUCCCAGCACGAAAGCUGCGUACGGAGAGAUUGCAGCUGCAGUGCAUGUGGCCGACAAAGCCAUCAUACCGAACGUCAUCAAUGCGGUGCUUCACCGGUUCGGAGAGAUGUGUGCCCAGCAUGCGCUGGUCCAGGUGGACUUCGCCCCACUUGGGGAGCUCAAGUGCGAGCACCAGCGCUUGGAAUUCGUCUCUUCCAGUGUCCAGGCGAAGGAGAUGGCUCCUUCUACUGAGCCGGGAAAGACGGUGAAAUCACUGAUGCAGAGACGGGGCCGUAAACCGGACCCAUUGCCCUCCGAAGGUCCGCCGAUGGUCCCCGGCGUGGCCGUCACCAUUCGGGCAGAGGAGGACAGCCUCAACAUCCCAAGUGAUGCAUUGAAAUCAGGCUGGACAGGUCGCUCUGCUCCCGGCCAAGCCCCAUCGCCACGGCGACCACAGGGACUCAGCCCUGCGGCCCACGGCACACAGAGUCUUGAGUCGAAGUCCAAUUUGGAGCUCUUUGUGAAAUCGCAUCCGGCGAAGGCGAUCGAUUACCCGCCGCUCCUCGAUGAGUUCUCGCGAACAUUGGCAGCGCCGUACGGUGAGGACCUCCAGCAUGGGAGCAGCUCUGGACGAAUAGCGUCGCACCUUUCGCCUUUGGCCGGGAUGUUAGUCUGGAGCCAUGAGGCCAAGUGUUUAAAGUGGCGAAUGAAGAAGCUUCCAAAGAAGGACAGCAAGGGUCAGAAUCCCGAGUUCGCACCUUCGGACAUCCUGGAGCGAACGUUCGAGAACAGUCAGAUACUUCCAGGCUCCUCCCUCGACUUGGAGCUGAAGGAGGCGGUCAUCUCGAGGCGCGUCUUCUACGGCACGCUGCUUCGAUACAACUACUACAUUGAAGAUGGGAUUGCCGACACCGCCGUGGCGCCCAUCAACCCGGAGUGGGUGGAAAACGUAGGUUUUUUGGUUGAGGCAGAGCGCCUGUUCAAGGAUUUGCCCGUCGAGGUGACCAGGCAGAUUACGUCAGAUGUCACCGCCGAGAUGAGAGCUGGGUACGAGCGUGCCUGCAAGCGAGCAAUCGCGGACUACAUUUUCAAGGACCCUGCCACUCGCGAGAGGGCGCUGGUGCCAUUUCUGCCCACGCCAAUACCGGACUGGGGAACUGUUCCCUUCGAGGGCAUCGAAGGCACUGUAGGCCUGCCGGUUGUUGGGAAUCAGGGUCGAAAGCUUUCAUGGGUUGUCCAUGAGGAUGGCAACCGCACAUCCACGCGAGUCCAUUGUCUUGCCCACUUGUUCCACUUGUACUCGGCAACGGGUGAGUUGAAGGUCCUGGAGGCAUCAAAUGCUUUCAGCAGAAAGCAGAGAGAUCUGGGGAGUGCCAUCGAGGUGGACCUCCCGCCGAAUGGCGAGAUGGAAUCGAGGAAAGUCGGAACUCAGUGGUGGCCUCCGCCCUGUUUCGACAGACCGAGAGCAUGGUGGGCGACUGUUUGCAUAGAACUUCCGGACGGGCUCGGUGUGCCGAGCGCUGGGCCUGAAGUAAACUUAUAG
Messenger RNA from Symbiodinium sp. CCMP2456, 1656 nucleotides. NCBI's taxonomy places the organism in Eukaryota, Dinophyceae, Suessiales, Symbiodiniaceae. The record is from the annotation of a GenBank genome assembly.